CAUAUAUGACAUUAAUUUCCACCGCAGACUGAAUAUACCGGCCCCUCCUGUUAGGAUGAGCCUUCAGUCCUCCCUCUUCACCUUCAGCUUCACCACUCCCUGCAGCAGCUCUUCUCAUGAAACUUCAACUCCAACAAUCACACCCUUUUUGAAUCCUGUGACCAGGCAGUCCAAUCAACCAGACAGCUCAGGAAGAUCAGAAGAAAACAAUGGGGAGCUAUUACGUGCCAGCAGCAGAUCUUGCAUGUGUGGAAGAAGACAUUUUCUUGAAGCAGCAUCUACCGCUUUAUUUCCUAUAUGUCCUUCAAUCGCUUCUGAUAAUUUACAGCCUCGUUACAAGACAGUGUUAAAUAGAGUCCACCCUCCAAGACCAGGUUGGUACGAUGAAUUUUAUGCAUCUGUAUUAAAUUCUACCGUGGAACCCUAUGAAGCAGAGGUUGCUGUUUACAAGACACAGCUUUUUACUAAUUUGAGAGGAAAGGCCGAGAAAGUGUUGGAGAUUGGCAUAGGCACUGGCCCUAACCUCAAAUACUAUGCCAAUAGUGCUGAUAUCCAGGUUUACGGUGUGGAUCCUAACACAAAGAUGGAAAAAUUUGCGCAGGAAUCAGCAGUGGCUGCUGGUCUACCACUUUCAAACUUUGAAUUUAUACAAGCAGUUGGGGAAGCUAUACCAUUAAAUGAUGCUUCUGUUGAUGCUGUCGUGGGCACUCUUGUACUCUGCUCCGUUAAAGAAGUUGGCCAGACACUACAAGAGGUAAAGAGAGUGCUUAAACCUGGUGGGCUUUACCUAUUUGUGGAGCAUGUGGCUGCAAAAGAUGGAACAAUUCUUAGACUCCUGCAAAGUGCCCUCGAUCCAUUACAACAGACAGUUGCUGAUGGUUGUCACCUAUCUAGGGAUACAGGAAAGGAAAUUCUUAAAGCUGGUUUCUCAUCUGUCGAUUUAAGCAUGGCUUUCCUGUCUAAUGCCUUGAUUAUAAAUCCCCAUGUGUAUGGAAUAGCCAGCAAGUAACAUUAAGGGGGAACAUCUAUUACAAUUAUAUAUAUAUAUAUAUAUAUAUAUAUAUAUAUAUAUAUAUAUAUAUAUAUAUAUAUUAAGAGUGAACACAAUAACGAAUUUGAUGGCCACCAAAUAUUGAACAUUAAAAUACAGCAAAUGUACUGAGACAAUGACGUUUCUAGAACAAGGUUAACCUGCAAAUGCAUUUGUGGAUU
Populus trichocarpa (black cottonwood) is the source of this 1212-nucleotide messenger RNA. RefSeq lists its product as uncharacterized. Gene Ontology annotation, molecular function: S-adenosylmethionine-dependent methyltransferase activity. Bases 56 to 1009 code for a protein of 317 amino acids. The record is from RefSeq and is a predicted model, not a curated record. The transcript is spliced from 6 exons. Lineage: Eukaryota; Viridiplantae; Streptophyta; Magnoliopsida; Malpighiales; Salicaceae.